AUGGAAAAGAUUUUUUCUUCCUGCCCUGUUCUUGAAUGUUUUACUAUAGAUGGACUUCUUGGAUUCAAUGAUGUUUUGAAUUUCAACAUCUCUGUACCUCAACUAAAGACGUUGAGAUUGGAAUUCAACCUAAGCUGUUUGGGUCAAAAUAGUAAGCACACUUUUUUUAUAAAUUGCCCAAAGCUUGAAAGCCUUGAUAUCAAGCAGGAUAUUUUGUCAAAUUAUUCAUUCGAGAACGUAAAAUCUUUGGUCAAAGCAAAUGUCAAUCUCUGGUGCCAUUAUGUGCGUCACCAGCGUGCCUUUUCUAACAGAGCAACUGCGCUUCUGGCCUUAUUUUCCAAUGGUGGCUGUCUGCCUGCAUUUGAUAAUUUGAGUGAAUUGAAGCUGGUUCUUCAUGAUUGCUAUCACUGGGAUUUGCUAACAGAGCUGCUCAAGAGAUCACCUAAUCUGGAAUAUCUUGUCGUGGAACAUAAAGAAGACAUAUCAUGUUUUAAGGAUUACAUAAUGCACGAAAACUACUUGAAAUAUGUCUUAUACUCAGAGCAUCGAUGGAGAAAACCAGAAUCUGUGCCUGUUUGUCUGAUAUCACACCUCAAGACUAUCACGAUAAGGGGAUACAAGGGAUACCCGCAUGAGAAGAAAGUGGCUAAGUAUUUGUUAAAGAAGGGUCAAGUUUUGAGUAAGAUUACUAUUUGUAAUGGCUUAUCCAAAGAUUUUGCAAUGUCUCGAAGGGCUUCAAAGGCUUGUCAACUUGAAUUUAUCUGA
Messenger RNA from Prunus armeniaca (apricot), 765 nucleotides. The record is from the annotation of a GenBank genome assembly. Lineage: Eukaryota; Viridiplantae; Streptophyta; Magnoliopsida; Rosales; Rosaceae.